UCUGGCACGGUGCAUCGUGGAUCGUUUCCUAUAACCCGUGGCCAGAUGCGCUCAGCCGAUAAGGAUAUUUAAAUCACACAUGCAGUGCCCUCGUGUGGACGCGGUAGAAAAUAUUCCAAUAGCACGUAGUUGCGCGCUACCACUUGCAACGUAACAGUCGUUAUGGAGAAGAAAGUGAUAAAUCAAAAAGAAUAUUUGAAGAAAUACUUAUCUUCGGGAGAUGGCGAUGAUAAGAAGAAAAAGAAAAAGAAAAAGAUGAAAUCGGGAGCAAAAACAGUAAAAAUCAUUGAUGAUGACAUAGACCUGAAGAAUAUGAGACCAAUGGAAGAGAAUGAAUUUGAUAUUUUCAUCAAUGCAGAAGAUGCGCCUCAAAUUGCUGGUGUAGUAGACGAACGUGGACCUGUUGAUUUCACAGACAAAAGAAGAUGGAAAAUAAUAGCUGAUGAUGAGGGUGGUGACUUAACUGUUAGUAGUAUAGUUAAAGAAACUAAACAAUUUAAACAAGUUAAUGAUAUUUCUGAUGAGUUAAGCCCACCAAGAAAAUCAAAGAAAUAUUCAGACGUCGAUUUGUCUCCUCCAAGAAUAUCUAAAAAGACAAAGGAUAAAAUAAAUACAAAAGCAAAAAGGGAUGAGGAUAGUGAUCUAAGUCCACCUAGAAUAAAAUCUAAGAAUCAUAUUAGUUCUAAACAUAAAUCUUUACAAAGUGAUAGUGAUAGUGACAGCAGCCAAGCAACAGACGUUUCAUCUCAUAAAAUUAAAAAAAGGACAAGAAAGAAUAAGAAAGCAUGUGAUGAUUCUGAUUUAAGUCCACCUAGAAGGUGGACUAAAGAUUAUGAUUCAGAUUUAAGUCCACCAAGGAAAAGUAAAAAGCAUAAAUCAAAGAAAGGUAUGAAGCAUAAAGACAUAAAUGAUUUAAAAUUGAGGCCUUCUAGAAAAGAUAGAAAAGAUUCUGAUUCAGAUAUAAAUAUUUCUAGAAGAAAUAGAAAAGAUUCUGAUUCAGAUAUGAGUCUUUUUCGAAAGAAUAGAAAAGAUUCAGAUUCAGAUUUGAGUCUAGAAAGAAAAAAUAAAACUUAUGAAUCAGAUCUAAGUCCACCAAGAAAAAGUAAGAAACAUAAGCAUAGAACAAAAGAUAGUGAUUCCGAGUUUAGUCCACCUAGGAGAAAGUAUGAAAGAGAUGUAAAUGUUCAUAUGAGUUCCAAACGCAAAGAUAGAAAUGAUGAAUCAGAUUACAGUCUAGCAUGGCAAAGUAAGAAAGAUAGAAAUUUAUAUUUCGAGACCAAAAGAAAUAAAUAUGAUAACACAUUAAAAGAAAGUUCACCAAGGCAACAUAAAUACAGGCACGAGAAAACAGGAAAGAAUAGAAUUGAUAAACAUUCCGAGAUGAACACUUGGUUCGACAAGAGACAUUAUGAUUCAGAUAUGACUCCACCUUGUAAAAGAAAUAGGGAUGUAGACAUAAGUCCAAAUAGAUUUAGAAAAAGUGACAAAGAUUUCUAUAAGAACAAAUCAGGCAAAUAUAAUAAGUAUGAUAAUAAUAAGUAUAAUCAUGAUCCAAGAUAUUCACAUAGAGAAAAUUCCUAUGUUAAGGAAAAGAAAUCGAAAUACGGAGAUAUCAAUGAAGAUAAUAAUGAAACACGGAUGAAGAAAACAUUAGAUGGAAAAACGGCAGGCUUACAAAAUGCAAGAGCACUGCGAGAAGAAACAGAGGCAUACAAGAAACGAGAAGCGGAACAUUUCAGUAAGCUUAGUAAAGAAGUCACGGGUGUUGGUCUGCCAGCGGUUAUACGAGAUACUAAGACAGGUAGAAAACGUAAUUUAGAAGCAGAAGCAAUAGAAGAGCGCGAAAAGCAGAAGCAACAAGCAGAAAUGGACGAAAAAUAUGCUAAAUGGGGAAGAGGCUUAAAACAAGUCGAAGAUCAUCAAGAAAAGUUAAAAGACGAUCUUUAUGAAAUGAGUAAACCUUUAGCGAGAUAUGCAGAUGACGUUGAUUUGGACAAGAGACUUAGGGAACAAGAAAGAGAAGGUGACCCUAUGUUAGAAUACAUCAAACAAAAACAAAUAAAAGAAGGAAAGAGGAAACCAGAUCGACCCAAAUAUGAAGGAUCAUUUAUGCCAAAUCGUUUUGGUAUUAAACCUGGUCAUAGGUGGGAUGGAGUUGACAGGAGUAAUGGCUACGAAAAACGAUGGUUUGAAGCGCAAAAUGCAAGGGUAGCACGGCAAGAAGAAGCUUAUAAAUGGAGCACUUCUGACAUGUAAAAUGUACGCGUUUCUUCAUUUUUUUCUUUUUUUUCCUUUAUGUACAAUACUUGCUAUUACAUGGUUAAGAAUACAUUGUAAUUGUGAACUAAACAAUCGAAAAUAUACAGGGUGUCCAAUUUUA
Eufriesea mexicana is the source of this 2380-nucleotide messenger RNA. RefSeq names its product BUD13 homolog. Lineage: Eukaryota; Metazoa; Arthropoda; Insecta; Hymenoptera; Apidae. The record is from RefSeq and is a predicted model, not a curated record. The transcript has 6 exons. Gene Ontology annotation, biological process: mRNA splicing, via spliceosome. Gene Ontology annotation, molecular function: RNA binding. The coding region runs from base 163 to 2256 and encodes 697 amino acids. Gene Ontology annotation, cellular component: RES complex; U2-type spliceosomal complex.